GUCCCCAACUAAAUACCAUUUUUGGCUUUGUGCUAUCAUGCGAUUAUGUGGAGUCCGGGCACGCCAUCUGCCGCAUCGCGCGCAUCACGCUCUCGCGCCCUCGCACCUUUUUCACCCGUUCGCCCCCGGCUGUGCUUUUACCAUGUCGGCCCAAUUAAGACAGAUAAGUAGCACUCUAAUUAAUCAACCAAACUCGCAGAAUUCAGAGAAUGAGAAGAGGUCAACCUUUACGCCCCUAAUUAUUUCGCGCAUAAGCACUUUGGUAAUUUCAGUCGCAAUCUGUGCUGCGAUACUGUACUCUAUUCGGCUCUCUUGUGUACCAUAACUCGAGCCGAACCGCUCACCUACUUCCCCCUAAGCCAUUCGUCAAAGACUCCACAGGCGAAUCACAAAGUGGCGGGC
This is a messenger RNA of Xylona heveae TC161, 402 nucleotides long. RefSeq lists its product as hypothetical. The record is from RefSeq and is a predicted model, not a curated record. The coding region runs from base 38 to 325 and encodes 95 amino acids. The transcript has a single exon. Lineage: Eukaryota; Fungi; Ascomycota; Xylonomycetes; Xylonales; Xylonaceae.